UCAUCAAUUUCAUAACAAAAGACAAACAAAAACAAUAUUUGUAUUAUAUUACAAAACUGUCAUUAGUUAAUGUAAUUUAUACAAGUGACACUUGAAAGAAGUUGUAAAAAUGGUUGAUGCACCGUUUUUCUAUGAGAAAUUGGUCAAACCUGGUGUAAUUCCAAGACAGGGCCAUGCGCAGCGUAAAAAGGACGAAUUAAAUCACAACGCCGCGCUGCAGACGGGUUCGCGACCAGUUGGAUAUCGUAAAAUUGGAAUCUGGUGCGAUAUUGGACCUGCAAGUAAAGAUGUCGCGACGCUUGAGAAGCUCAUUGCAAACGGAAUAAACGUUGCCUGUGUGCCGUUGUCGUGCUGGUCAUCCAACACAUAUCCGGAAAUCAUUCGUAAUAUUCGCGAAGCGGAAGUUAACGAAAAUUUCAAAGCGGGCGUGCCUACGUUUAUAGCAAUUGCGAUGGAAACUCUUGGACCUGUAAUACGCAUAGGUGUUCUUGAGGGGAAUAUGGAUUGUCCGGUGAAGAAAGGUGAUAUUCUAAGAUUAACCACGGAUAAAGCGUAUCUAGAAAAAGGUAACAGCGGCACAGUCUAUAUAAAUUACGAAGAUAUUUUGAAAAUCGUCCAAUCGGAUGACAGAAUAUUCGUCAGUGACGGCACAAUCUCGCUGAUUGUUAGCGAAAUUCACGGCUCUAAUAUCAUAACAAUAAUUGAAUGCGAUGGUACAUUGAAAAGUUUAACAAGCGUGUUUCUUCCGAAUAUUCGACCGCAGUUGCCAUCGCUUUCUGAUCAAGAUAAAGUUAACAUUUCCAAUGCCAUGGGUAUUGGAAUUCAUUACAUCUUAGCAGGCAGGGUACGCAAUGCAGCUGAUGUACAAGCUAUUAGAGACUAUGUAGGCACUGCCGGUGAGAAGAUAAGAAUAGUUGCGAGAAUUGACGGUUACCAAGCCAUACAAAACCUUGAUGAGAUAAUGGACGUGUCCGAUGUUAUAUUAAUCAAUCGCUUUUAUCUUGGUGUGGAAAUCCCACAUGAGAAAGUGUUUAUUGCGCAAAAAAGCAUUAUAGCAAGAUGUAAUGCAAGAGGGAUGCCAGUAAUAGUGGCUAAACAUUUCGUCGACUCAAUGAUGUAUAGAUCACGGCCUAAACGAGCUGAAACUGUUGAUAUUGCUAACGCUGUCAUGGAUGGCGCCGAUGGAAUUCACAUCAGCGAAACAGUUUCGGGAAGUUACCCAGUUGAGUGUAUUAGUUUUACAGCUGCUACUUGCAUUGAAGCCGAAGCGGCAGACAAUCAAUGGCGGCGUUUCCGUGAACUUGUAUCAAAGAUCGAACGUGGGACAUUGCAAGAAACUCUUGCGUUAUGCGCGGUACAGACUGCGUAUAAAGUGGAGGCGGCCGCCAUUAUUACCCUUGCUGUUACUGGGACGAUGGUGAGACAAGUAGCAAGUUUCAAACCGAAUGUUCCAAUCAUCGCCAUCAUGAAAGAUGAGUUCCUGGCGAGACAAUUAAACAGCUGCAGAGCUGUUUUCCCGAUUCAAUAUACAGUAAUUGAAGAAAUACCAGUGAGGGCCAGUGACGUUCCAUGAGUUACAAUACACAGGGUGAGAGUUUAUGGAUUUGUCAAUUGCCAUUAUCUUCUAAGCUGUUUUUAAAAAAAGAAUGCAUUUAAUUCUUGAUUUUAGAAUACAUUAUAUAUACGAAUAAAAAAUUGUAAUAAAUUGUUCAUAGUUUUCACUCUUGACUCCAUCACUCAAUCGGUGUUUGUGUACAAACAACUUGUUUUUAUCACAUUGCAGUGCGUCCGAUGUGUUCAGCAGUGUUUGUUCGUUCCACUUCUUACUUAGUCGAUCGUGCGCUGCCGCGUGGUGAGCGCGUGUCUAGAUGCGGGACGGUUUUCGUGGCGACUUAUCGCGUUUCUUGUAAUUCUAAAUCGGUAGUUGAAUUAGAAUUGGUCAGCAAAGAUAGAAUUUAGAAUUAACAAACGAAUGCUGAGUGUCGUUAAUGAGUUAUCGCGCGUGGAACCCGUGACUUUAAUAAUGUACGCACGUGUUUGCUGUCGGCCGUCGGUUGCCUUCCGUCGGCUAAAAAUUCCUGGUGGACUUGUUUUGUGUAUUCAUUUAAUUAUUUAUUUGAAUAAACAUCGUUUGUGCUUCUGGUGGAUUAUUUCAAUAGCGAAGGAGUGAGAAAAUGUGGUACGUAAAUACUAUAUUUUAUGAACAUUUGACGAAUUAAACAGUAAAUGUAAAUUCAUCAGCUGAUAAUGAAAAGCGAUUAGUCACAUAAUUAAACACUCUAAAAAUAAGUAACAAUAGCUGUCACAUUAGAUCCCGUUUUUUGUGCUUUUAUUCCUUAUUCUGUCUGUAAAUGGCUUGACAUGUUUGCUAAUUUGAGUUUAAGAGAUCUUAGUUCAGUAUUGCUGUAAAAGGUGUAUAAUAAUUUGUGAUUGGAUUAUUUAUUAUGUUGCUAGCCCCGCACCUAUCACUUCUCCUCCAGAAGGAAACAGGUUAUAAAACUUGCACUUUUGAAGUUUUUUUGUAUCACCUUAUAUAAAAAAAAUUCCUAAUGGUCAGUAAAAAAUUAAUUUUUUUUAUUGUUUUGAUGCGAUUUUUUUUUAAAUUAUAGAUAUUCUUUUGGUAACACCCUGUAUAUAAUUUUCCAGGGAUGUAACGCGAAAACAGUGCGCAAUUUGCUAUUUUCUAGUGUUAUAUUUUGUACUUUUGCAGCCGUUAGUACAGCGCGGCUAUGCAGGUCAUAAACAUAUUUUAAAAUGACGUCAUGUGUUCUAUAGGUAUUGAAAUUGCAAGUUCUGAACUAGUAUUAUAUGUAAUUUGUUAAUAAAGAAAUGUUAAAGGCAA
This is a messenger RNA of Dalotia coriaria, 2842 nucleotides long. RefSeq names its product pyruvate kinase-like. Lineage: Eukaryota; Metazoa; Arthropoda; Insecta; Coleoptera; Staphylinidae. Gene Ontology annotation, cellular component: cytoplasm. Gene Ontology annotation, biological process: glycolytic process. Gene Ontology annotation, molecular function: potassium ion binding; pyruvate kinase activity; magnesium ion binding. The transcript is spliced from 8 exons. The record is from RefSeq and is a predicted model, not a curated record. The coding region runs from base 110 to 1573 and encodes 487 amino acids.